AUGUCUGCCAAUCUGGGACGCCGGCUGUAUGCCCACAUCUGGGAAACAGCAAAUCCACUUUUUGGUCGCAUACGAAGCCAUCGCAUACCCGAUGUCUCGAGCUCAAGGACAUUGCUGGACGGGCGCCUGGCGAAUCCUUCACGACCCUUCUCAACUUUACCCAAAAAACCGACUUCACUAACCAGGAGACUCGCCUCCGGAGGCUUCCUCGUCCUCGGUGUCUCGCCCACCUCGACUGCUGCAGAAUCUACGGCAGCAUGUAUCGUCCCAUCCCGAAAGAUCGCCACCCAGUACCUCUGGAAACGAACUGUAUAUACCUCUCCUCAUGACCGACACGAGAAGGAAGCAUCGCAAAAUGCUCAUACACGCAAUGAAAAUGACCCUACACCAAAAGUCAGCAAACCGCACCCACAACCCGGUUCGAACAAACCACAGGAUCCUCAGCACUUCACAAUGUCUAAUCUCCACUUGAGGGAUCGUCUACCACAUAUGCCUCAUAUUCACCGGCCGACCAAGGAGGAGCUACUGGCUGCAGCUACUGGGUUCUGGUCACGCUUAAAAGUGCGAUUCAAGUGGUUCUCUAUCAGAAGUGUUCGUCCGUACAACCUGGAUGAGAUAACUGCCCUUUUCUCAUGGGUUUUGCUGGGUCAUGUUGUGUGGGUUGUCGCUGGAACUACAACUUUCUUCUCGCUUUUAAUUCUGGCCAUCAACACGGUCUUUGCUCAAGAGACCCUAGCGGGAUGGGUUGGCAACUACCUCACUAAAUCCUCCGGGGUCAAGGUUGUUUUCGAAUCGGCAAUCGUGCCCAAAUGGAGAAAUGGCGUCAUCACCUUCAAAAAUGUCUUCGUAUCAAAACGACCAGGCCAAGGCACAGGCCAUGUCAGCAAAGGCUCGCCCAAGACGGCGGCAGAAGCGGCAGCGGCUCGGGGGGACCCCGGAUAUGACGAAUCGCUGGUCGUAUCGGAUGAAGAGGAAGAUACUAAUUACACACAAUUUGACCUGUCGAUAGAGACGGUCAACGUCACACUAUCAUUCACCAAAUGGCUGAAUGGUAAAGGGCCUCUACAUGAUGUUGAGGUGAAAGGGAUCCGAGGUGUCGUGGACCGCCGGCACGUCUUUUGGCCCGAGGAAGAUUUGGAUCCCAAGUCUUACCGACAUGAGCACAAUCCCGGCGACUUUGAGAUUGACUCGUUCAAGAUGCAUGAUCUGCUGGUCACCAUUUAUCAACCCGACAAUUUCCGCCCCUUCUCCGUCAGCAUCUUCUCGUGCGAUCUACCGCAAUUACGGAAACAGUGGCUUUUCUAUGACUUCCUCUCAGCCAAUAUGAUGUCGGGGUCUUAUGACAACUCUCUAUUCACCAUCCAUGCCCGUCAGACCCAUGGCUUUGGCAAUUCCCGCCUGAACAGCGGGGCCGAAGAAGACGGCAAACCCAACCCGUGGAAGAAGCACAACAGGAUACGAGUGGAUGGACUCAAUAUCGACCAUCUCAACCGCGGUGUUCAGGGACCUUUCUCCUGGAUCCACGAGGGGACCGUGGAUAUUGUGGCAGACAUCAUGCUACCCUCCGAAAACGACGAGAGCCUGGCCAAGGUCAUGGCUGAUUUCUAUGAUCGACUGGAGGCCACCGUCACUUCCAACCGAUACCCGGAGCCUCCGUCCCCCAGCUCCAGCCCAGAAUCCGGACCCGAAGAUCGACGUUUCCUCGUCAUGGACCUACGCGUCCACCUCAACAACGUGCGUGCCAUUGUGCCCAUCUUCACUCGAGAUCUAUCCUACAUCAACAACGCUCUGAUUCGACCUAUCGUGGCGUACAUCAACUCGAAGCGGACCUUUAUCCCUAUCAAUUGCCGCUUGGUGAAGCGAGUCAGUGACUUUGACGGCAGUUGGACUAUCUUUGAUAGUAGCUUGAUGGAUGAUCUCUCGGCCUCGACGUACGAUGCUUUCGCCCGAGAUGUCGUGGACGACGAAGCCCGGAAAAGGCGGUUCAAGAAAGUUGGGUUCUGGUCCCUUCAGCUGGCCGCCCAGGCGAUUUUCAUGGGCAUGGCUGGUAACAUCGCCUGA
Molecule: messenger RNA, 2061 nt
Organism: Penicillium brevicompactum
Lineage: Eukaryota; Fungi; Ascomycota; Eurotiomycetes; Eurotiales; Aspergillaceae
Product: mitochondrial distribution and morphology protein
Exons: 3
Coding region: 1-2061 (686 amino acids)
Biological process (GO): mitochondrion inheritance
Cellular component (GO): mitochondrial inner membrane
Source: RefSeq, a predicted model, not a curated record